AUGCUUUUUCUAUUUGCUAUUGCUGCUCUUUUGGUAACAUCGAUUGUUGGCGAUUCAUGUGAAUCAUACAGUCAUCCUCAAUAUGGCAAAACUGGCAAAUGUAUUCAAACUUCUAAAUGUCCAAAUUCUAAUUAUAUAUCGAAUCUAUGUGAAAGUCAACCAGCUGAUAUAAAAUGUUGUUUUUCAGCUGGAACAACGACUGGAACUGGCAAUUGUCCAAAUAUUAUUAGCCGUGCUGGUUGGGGAGCUCGAGCAGCAACAAGUAAAACAAACAUGGCUACUCCUGUUUCCUAUGUUGUUAUUCAUCAUACAACUGGUGGUACAUGUACAACAAAAGAUUCUUGUAUAUCAAAGAUGAAAGGAUUUCAAAAUUAUCAUAUGGAUAGCAAUGGUUGGGCUGAUAUUGGAUAUAAUUUUUUAGUUGGUGAAGAUGGAAAUGUUUAUGAAGGACGAGGAUGGUCAUUAGUUGGUGCUCAUUGUAUUGGUUAUAAUUCUAAAUCUAUUGGCAUUUCGGUCAUCGGAGAUUAUACUUCUCUUAAACCAAAUACUGCAGCUUUAAAUGCAGUAAAAGCUUUGAUUCAAUGUGGUAUUUCUAAAGGUAUUAUUCAAAGUAAUUAUAUCCUUCGAGGACAUCGUGAUCUUGAUAGUACAAGCUGUCCAGGCAAUACUUUCUAUGCAGAAAUAAAAACUUGGCCUGCCUAUCGAUCAGUUCAACGAAUCGGAUCAACUCCUUCAUUCAAUACUCCUGAAGAUUAUCUUGUUAUGCAAGAUAUGUAA
This is a messenger RNA of Adineta steineri, 777 nucleotides long. Lineage: Eukaryota; Metazoa; Rotifera; Eurotatoria; Adinetida; Adinetidae. The record is from the annotation of a GenBank genome assembly.